UCCAAUUGCCUCCCUAUUAUUGCAUGCAACAACUUACGCUAGGGGCAUUUCUGUCAUUUCCAAGGUUCAAACCCAUUUCACCCGACAAUUCUAGACAUUCCAAACCACCGGCAAAAUUCAAAUCUCCAACUCUGCAAGGCUGCAACUUCCUUCCCUCUUUAUUGAGCAACCGGUGAAUGAUCCCCAAUGCUAUAACCAGGUUUCCUCAGUUUCCAGUCUUCAAAACCCUAAAGCAAUGCACCCAAGUGCAUGCCUAUAUGAUCAUAACUGGUCUAAUUCUCAAUCCUCAGAACCCCAAAAAACUGUUACUCUUUCUCACUGAUCCUGAUCAUGGAAAUCUUCAUUAUGCUCGCCUUGUUUUUCGUCGAAUCUCAAACCCCUCGCUCUUUCUUUGGAACACCUUCAUCAAAGGAUGCUAUAAGAACCAUGCCGCAAGAGAAGCCAUUGAUUUAUACAGGGAAAUGCGGCGUUCUAACAUGUCUUUAGACAUGCACACCUUCCAGUUCUUGUUCAAAGCAUGUGCACGAGCUGUUGCAGAGAGAGAGGGAAUGGAAAUCCAUGGUCUAAUGGAUGAUGCCCUUCGAGUGUUUGAUGAGAUGCCUGAUAAAAAUGUCGUUUCAUGGGCGAGUAUGGUUGCUGGGUAUGCUCAGUGUGGUCGGGGUCAAGAGGCAGUGAGGUUUUUCAGUGAGAUGAUUUUGGUGGGUGUCAAGCCAGACUCAGUCUUAUUCGUUUCAGUGCUUUCCGCUUGUGCCCUAUUGGGGAAUUUACGGAUGGGGAAAUUGGUUCAUGGAUUUCUAGAGAGGGAAGGUAUUGAAAUGACUAAUAAUUUAGCUGUUGCUUUGAUAAAUCUAUAUACAAAGUGUGGAGAUUUUGUAGCUUCUCGACAAGCCUUUGAUAGGAUGCCUCAAAAGGUUCUUGCAGCUUGGAAUGUGAUGGUAGAUGGAUACUGUAAAUUUGGUGACAUAAGAUCUGCAAGUUUGCUUUUUGAACAGAUGGCUGAACGAGACAUAUUAUCAUAUAAUUCUAUGAUCAUCGGGUAUAUGCAGAGCAACCAACUUGAUAAAGUUUUCUCACUCUUUGAGGAAAUAAAAGCUUUUGGAUUGAAGCCUGAUAAGUUCACAAUUGCGAGCCUCCUCACUGCCUGUGCAAAUUCUGGUUCCGUACAGAGAGGAAAAUCACUCCAUGCAUACAUAGAAGAGCACUCAAUAGAGAGGGAUAUUUUCCUUGACACCGCACUCUUGGAUAUGUAUGCAAAAUGCGGGAGAAUUGAUCAAGCACUGCAUGUGUUUCAAGGGAUGAGAGAGAAAGAUGUAAUGGCUUGGACUGCAAUGAUCUCAGGUCUUGCAAUGCAUGGCCAUGGCCGUCCUGCCCUUGAUAUUUUCUCAAAGAUGCAGAGCUCAGGGAUCAAGCCAAAUGACAUAACUCUCAUAGGUGUUCUCAGUGCAUGUAGCCAUACUGGUCUUGUCAAAAAGGGGAAGUACCACUUUAACCAAAUGCCUUUUCUCUACAAUCUCACUCCAAAAAUAGAGCACUACGGCUGUAUGGUUGACCUUCUAGGACGAGCAGGCCUCUUCAAAGAGGUAGAAGAGCUCAUAGAAACCAUGCCAAUGAAGCCUAACGGAGUUAUAUGGGGUUCUGUUUUGGGAGCCUGUAGAGUCCAUAACCAUGUCAGUUUAGCUGAAAAGGCAGCAAACCACCUCCUUGUGCUAGAACCAGAGAAAGAUGCAGUCUAUGUUCUCCUAUACAAUAUAUAUGCAAGUGGUGCAAGAUGGGUUGAUGCCAUUAAUGUUAGAAAGAUAAUGGAAGAGAGAGGAGUUCAAAAGAUUGCUGGUUUGAGCUCUAUAACGGUGGAUGGAACUGUUCAUGAAUUUGUUGCAGGUGAUAGGUCUCAUCCUCAAUUUGAAGAGUUAGAGGCUGAGAUGAGAGCAAUGGCUAUUAAAUUGAGGGAAGUCGGUUACGCUCCUAAGGUUUUGCAGGUGGCUCUUGAUAUAGAUGAGGAGGAGAAAGAGGGUGCACUUUUUGGCCACAGUGAGAAGAUGGCUGUGGCCUUUGGGCUCAUUAGGCUGAGCCCUGAUGAGCCCAUUAUUGUGAUGAAGAACUUGAGGGUGUGUGAAGAUUGCCAUUUGGUUAUUAAGCUGGUGGCUGGGAUCUAUGAGAGAGAGAUUAUAGUGAGAGAUAGGACUCGGUUCCAUCACUUUAGAGAUGGAAACUGUUCAUGCAUGGGUUAUUGGUGAACUAUUGCUACUCCAACUAGUUUACUAGAUUAUAGGGCGGUAUUUUAAGAGAGAGAAAGGGGAAAAUAGGAGAAGGAAAAGUUGGGAGUUUUUGUGGGAACAAUGGGAUGUAGUGGAGAUGCGAGAUUUUGAGAAGAGAGAGCAAAGAAUGGAGAAGUGAGUUGGUUUUUCAGCAGAGUGGUGGAAGUGGUUUUGCAGCUGAAGAAAAUGAUUAAGAUAAAAGCACUCCAAAAAAAAAAAAAAGAAAGAAAGAAAAGGAGAAUCAGAAGAAAGGAGUUCAAUGAUUAAUGAGAUGGGUUUGAGCUUAACCUCAA
This is a messenger RNA of Amborella trichopoda, 2548 nucleotides long. RefSeq names its product pentatricopeptide repeat-containing protein At5g66520-like. Gene Ontology annotation, biological process: RNA modification. Gene Ontology annotation, molecular function: protein binding; zinc ion binding; RNA binding. The record is from RefSeq and is a predicted model, not a curated record. Lineage: Eukaryota; Viridiplantae; Streptophyta; Magnoliopsida; Amborellales; Amborellaceae.